GAGGGAAUGUACCAAAUCCACGGUUCAGUCAUGGGAAUUAGCAUGGCUAGUAUAGCGACAGACUUCAGACAAGUGGCGGUCGCCUGGGUGGCCUGGUUCGCGUGUCAAGCUCCCAUCCUGCACUGCCGCGGUUCGAGUCCCGCUGAGGGUGUUGACAAGAACGAUGCGAGGUCUAAACUGCAGUCCACUGGUCCCUGCAUGAGAGCAAAUUUUAGGAAAGCAAGGCAAUACGAAAUCGAAUGGAAACGUCAGCUUAACUCGGAUCAUUGUGGCAAAAUUCUACUACCAGUCCUUCAUCAGCUCAGACGAAAUGGGGUGAAUACAUCUCGCAUUAAUUUAACAUGGCCUUGCUUCUCAAAUGGUAUUAUCGUCCCUACAGGAAUGGAAUGCAGUUUCAACCUCGCCUGGACCGGUCUCGUCGGCACCCCGGCCGGACUCGAACGCAGGCUGUAG
This is a messenger RNA of Protopolystoma xenopodis, 453 nucleotides long. The record is from the annotation of a GenBank genome assembly. NCBI's taxonomy places the organism in Eukaryota, Metazoa, Platyhelminthes, Monogenea, Polystomatidea, Polystomatidae.